Anopheles aquasalis is the source of this 1636-nucleotide messenger RNA. RefSeq names its product antichymotrypsin-2. Gene Ontology annotation, molecular function: serine-type endopeptidase inhibitor activity. NCBI's taxonomy places the organism in Eukaryota, Metazoa, Arthropoda, Insecta, Diptera, Culicidae. The record is from RefSeq and is a predicted model, not a curated record.
AAGAUCGGUUCAAGUACAGCUUAAUCACUCACCUUGGAAACGGAUCAAAAUCAAAAUUAUGUAGUGUGCGUAAGACACUCUCUGAAAUCAUCUCGAUGCUCUAUAUGUCUCUCGAUGAUUAAAAACAUUCUACUGUAAAUUCCCUUAGCGUUCGCUCGCUUUGAAUCAAUUGCUCGUAGACUUUGCACUGUUCAGAAUGGAUUCCUCUCUGCGAAUAGCGUUUUCACUUCUAGCAAUCUUGCUAGUGCUUGGUCAAACUCAUCAACGCGAGAUAAGGAAGCGUAAUUCCCAGGGAAUCACCAAUUUGGCUGACAACAAAUUUGUGCAGCAAUCCAACGAUUUCGCAAUCCAGCUGUACAAGCAAGUGAGUGCACAAGCGAGUGACGGAAAUGUGGUGUUUUCUCCGCUUUCGAUCAGUGCCUGCCUAUCACUGGCCGCCAUGGGAGCCGGUGGACUAACAGCUGAUGAAAUGUUCGGUGGAUUACGCUACGGAAAAGCCGAUCAGAAGCAGCAGGUUGCCGACUGGUACGGACGGCUCAUGAUUCGUUUGGCUAAUGAUACAUCUAUCGUCUUAGCCAACAAGCUUUACGUCAAAGAGGGAUUCAAUGUGAAGCGUUCCUUCCAAGAGGUGGCCUCCUCCAGAUUCCAGUCAGAGGUUCAAAAGGUCAAUUUCGCUCAGAGUCAGAUCGCCGCGAAAACGAUCAACGAUUGGGUGGAAAAGAAAACAAACAACAAAAUCAAGAAUCUCAUCGCAGCCAAUUCUCUGAACGAACUUACCCGUAUGGUGUUGGUCAAUGCUCUACAUUUUCACGCGAAAUGGAAGCACCAGUUCAAAACGUUUCACACAUAUCCAAGACCAUUUUGGUUCAGUGAUACCGAGUCACGAGAUGUGUCGACAAUGUACAUUCAGAAGGAUUUUGCGUACAAAAGCUUUGCGGCUGAAGCAUUCUCGGCUCUUGAGCUAUCCUACAGUGACAGUAACGUGACGAUGCUGGUGCUGUUGCCUAACAAUCGCGAUGGAUUAGCAUCAUUGGAGGAGAGACUUCCGAGUCUUGACCUAAUCGAUCUUCGAAAUCAAUUGAAAAUAAGCGAAGUGAAAGUAUACCUCCCCAAAUUUAAAAUCGAUUUCACUCUCGAUCUGAAGAACGUUCUGACAACACUUGGCAUGGGACGAAUGUUCAGUGAUGCGGCUGAGUUUCCUGGUUUGCUGGAGUCUGAUGGAGCUCUUAAAGUUUCUAAGGCCGUUCAUAAAGCAUUCAUCGAAGUAAAUGAAGCAGGUACCGAAGCGGCAGCCGCUACAGGGCUGGAUAUAAUGCUGAUGUCAGCAGUAUACUCACCACAACCAGUAAUGGAGUUCAAGGCAGAUCAUCCAUUUAUAUACGUUUUGAUGUCACAGGAUAAGAGAGUCUAUUUUAUAGGAAAAGUGACGAACCCAGCGUAAAACGCCACUGCACCACCAUAUUCUCAAAAGGAUAAUACUGCUUCUCUUCUGUCUUCAGCGGCAAUCCAGCGAAGCGAUCAUACCGCCAAUCGUCACUUACUUGAGACUCAUGAAGAAAAGCAUCGUCAAGCAAAACUCAGCGCUUGUGUCUUUGUUAGUCACAUACGCCAAUGACAAUAAAACAGCAACCUAUUG